Messenger RNA from Mucor velutinosus, 1119 nucleotides. RefSeq lists its product as uncharacterized. The record is from RefSeq and is a predicted model, not a curated record. The transcript has a single exon. NCBI's taxonomy places the organism in Eukaryota, Fungi, Mucoromycota, Mucoromycetes, Mucorales, Mucoraceae. Bases 1 to 1119 code for a protein of 372 amino acids. Gene Ontology annotation, molecular function: N-acetyltransferase activity.
AUGACCAACAUUACAGUCGGCACCAUCGACCCCAAAAAGACAUCGACAGAGCCAAAACCUAAAGCAAACAUUGCAUUGCGACCUUAUUUCGCAGACACUGAUAAAAAAUUCGUGCAGUAUCUAUUCUACUCUACAUAUUACAACCUUGUUCCUCAAGCUGUGCGCAUCCGAGUCAAAUCACCCAUCGUUCUCGGUAUUUGGAUAGCUAUCUACGCUUACCUGGUAACAGUGAUCCCUGCAACUAUUGGCAAACUAGGCUGGUCCAAGAAUUUACUGAUAGGUAUUCAGAUCUUGGUGACAUUGGUUGUUUUCGGCGGUGGGCUGAUUGGGUUGCUGUGGUAUACUGACAAAUUCGACAUUACCAACCGUGUUGUGGAAGGCAUCGAGAAUGAUUUGAAGGAACCUGAUGUGUAUUACCGUGGUGCUCCAGGCGAUGUGCGCAAAGGUAACUUUUGGGUGUUGACGUUGAAUGAUGAGGUUGUGGGCUGUAUCGGUAUGGAUCACACACCCAAGCCCGUUAUCGACAAAUCCGCCAAAAGCUCAGUCUACGUGCGUGCCUCUGAGCGUCCUCGUGCAGUUGAUGCUCCUGAGAUCCAUCAAGCUGAAUGGAAGAAAACUGCAAUGAUCAUGGCUAGAGCUGAUGAUCUGAUCCGUCUUACUUUGGUUGGUGUCUUUGAUGUUGCUAGAGAUUUGUACUUUAAAUUCAAGAGCAUUUCCCCAGCUGAUGUGAAUAGCAAGAACGAGGCUAAGGAAAAGGUAUUGUUCGAGGCUCAUAAGCCUAAUGAAGCAAGUGUGCGUCGUUUGGCUGUCAAAUUGGAGUGCCAAAACCAUGGAUUAUCUACAGUGCUCUUGAAGAGAGUUGCUUUCUGGGCUCAUGCUCACCAAAUUGAGUAUCUUUACGCUGAUGUAGACGAACUUCAAUCCAAGUUGGGUGAAAUUUUAGUCAAGAGACAUGGAUAUACUUUGGUUUCUAAAAAGAAGGAGGGUUUCUUCAAGACCAAAACCACCUACAGAUUAGAUGUCAAGCUGUGGAUGAGUAAAGAGCUGGAAAGACGUGCUGAAGAAAAGAUCCUUGAGGAUCAAAAGAAAGAGGACGAAGAGCUUAAAGAGUACGAGUAA